UGGUAACUUAAGGUGACCUUGCGCAUGCAUUGUGUUGAAGGGUCCGGGUACCAGCAUAUGCGCACCGAGCACAAACAUUUCACAUGGGAAUGCGCACAGCUUUUUUUUUGCAGACGACAUCUGGCAACAGAAGCGGGUGGACGUGUGUAACGUGCAAAAUGAUAUCAAAAUGACAUGUUUUUGAUAUCUGUGUUUAUACCGAGAUAUAGGCCUAGAGAUUGUUCAUAUCAGAAACAGCAACAUGGUGAAGAACACAUCGCUGUACGUGCGAAUUGGAGAGGCGAAGGACCUGCCAGGAAAAGACCUCAUAUCUCGAAGCAGCGACCCCUACUGCUUGAUCAAGAUUGACAAUGAGGUUGUUGCAAGGACUGCCACUGUCUGGAAGACUUUGACACCGUUCUGGGGCGAGGAGUACUUUUUCCAUCUUCCCGGAGGCUUUCAAAAUCUCUCAGUUUACGUCUUUGAUGAAGAUACGGUCAGUGAAGAUGAUAUCAUCGGCAAGGUGUCAGUGGAUAAAGAAAUCCUGCAAAAAACCGCAAGAGGUUUAGAGAAAUGGCUCCAACUGGUCAAGGUGGACCGAGAUACCGAGGUGCAGGGGGAGAUCCACAUUGAAGCCACUUUGCUGGAAGCUGAAGGAGGUCGCAAGAACCUCAAGAUUGAACUGCUAGAAGCAAGGGAUCUGGCUGUCAAAGACAAGACGGGGUCAUCCGAUCCGUUUGCAAGAUUAACAUUUGAGGAGCAGAAAUUUGACACGAGGACCAUCAAGAAGACACGUUUCCCCAGAUGGCACGAGACGUUUACCCUGACACUACCCGAGUCACUAGAGGGCGCUGUUGUUGACAUCACGGUGUGGGAUUGGGACCGGGUGGGGGAUGACGACUUCAUGGGGCGCGCGUCGUUGACGGUGUCGGAACUUCCCGUUGGGAGGACGGUGCGACGGUGGCUGAGACUGGACCCCAGGCCGGAGAAAGAGAGAGACUUGGAGGCGAGCAAGAAUCUGGGGUCCAUACGCAUACGAGCCCGUUACAGCGAGGAGAGAAUCCUACCGUCUCAGUAUUAUCAGCCCUUAGUGGACCUGCUUGUUGAAUCUGUACAGGACACCGAGUGCCGUUCCACUCCACUGAGCAUGCUCGAAGAGGUCAUGACCCUUGACCGAUUGGAGAUAGCCACAACAUUGGAUAAGAUCUUCCUAGGCCAGGGCAUGAUUCUACCCUUCCUGGAUGUCUUGAUUCAACAGGAGCUCCGACAAUCAAGUAAGUUUGAAUACAAUGUACAAAAGAUCAAGAAUAUCAUGCUCAAUGUCAAUUUACAUGUAUUUACAAGAGAUGGCCACAACAUUGGAUAA
This is a messenger RNA of Patiria miniata (bat star), 1345 nucleotides long. Its product is annotated as rasGAP-activating-like protein 1. The transcript is spliced from 9 exons. NCBI's taxonomy places the organism in Eukaryota, Metazoa, Echinodermata, Asteroidea, Valvatida, Asterinidae. The coding region runs from base 242 to 1345 and encodes 367 amino acids. The record is from RefSeq and is a predicted model, not a curated record. Gene Ontology annotation, molecular function: calcium ion binding.